Molecule: messenger RNA, 426 nt
Organism: Nelumbo nucifera (sacred lotus)
Lineage: Eukaryota; Viridiplantae; Streptophyta; Magnoliopsida; Proteales; Nelumbonaceae
Source: RefSeq, a predicted model, not a curated record
AUGGCUGCCCUAAUAGUAUAUGUGGAUGACAUAUUUGUUAUUGGUGACUGGAACGAUGAAAUUCAAAGUUUGAAGGGUUUCCUUGACACUCAGUUUGAAGUGAAAGAUCUAGGACCUGCCAAAUACUUCCUUCGAAUUGAGGUUGCCCGAUCAAGAAAGGGUAUGUUUAUCUCCCAAAGGAAAUAUGUCCUAGACUUGCUUAAGGACACUAGAAAGAUUGGGGUUAAGCCAGUUGACUCUCCCAUUGACCCUAACCAUAAGUUAAGUGACAGCCAAGGUGAACCUCUUAAAGAUGUGAAGCAAUUUCAGAGGCUUGUAGGGAGAUUGUUGUACUUCUCUAUGACCCAUCCAGACAUAGCAUAUGUUGUUGGUGUCCUUAGCCAGUUCAUGCAUGCACCUAGGACCACUCAUCUUGAAGCAGCAUAG